Messenger RNA from Sebastes umbrosus (honeycomb rockfish), 688 nucleotides. RefSeq names its product cytochrome b-c1 complex subunit 10 (gene uqcr11). The transcript is spliced from 3 exons. The record is from RefSeq and is a predicted model, not a curated record. Lineage: Eukaryota; Metazoa; Chordata; Actinopteri; Perciformes; Sebastidae. Gene Ontology annotation, biological process: mitochondrial electron transport, ubiquinol to cytochrome c. Gene Ontology annotation, cellular component: mitochondrial inner membrane. The coding region runs from base 107 to 277 and encodes 56 amino acids.
CCGGAAGUCCCUCCACGAACAUGCGCACUAGGCAUAGUCGGCAUAGCAACACCGGAAGUUCUUUAAAGCGACUCGUCCUGAGUGAGAAGGACACAUUGCAGCCAAAAUGAUCAGUAAAGUCAUCGGUCCGAAGUAUGCAGCCAUUGCCAAAUCAUGGGUCCCAACUCUGGCUGUAUGGGGCACAGCUGGAGGCGUAGCUCUGGUCCACUUCACAGACUGGCGAUUGAUUUUGGAUUAUGUCCCCUACAUCAGUGGCAAAUUCAAGAAGGACGAGUAGUGGCACCCAGGUCAUGUCGGUGCUGUUUUUUACACAAAGACUCAAAUAAUGAACAAGAACUGCUGCAGACCGUACGUUACAUGCCAGGCCACUGGAAGCUGUCGUCUUCAUCCUGCAGCUCGGUCAACAUUGAACUGUUCACCAUCAACAUCCUCUGAAAUGUACUGGAGUUCGUCAUUUCAACGUUCCUCAACAGGUGAAAACGUGGAUGGAAUGAAUAUGAAAACACAGAUGAUAAAUGGACUUUUCUUUUCUUUUCCUUCUUCCUAAUUUGGGGGUCAGGUAUUUAUUUUAAUCAUCAGCCUCCUGUGUGUUAAACCUUAUUCACAAAUGGAAACAUCUGUCCUUCAUGUUAUAAUGUACUGUAAUUGUUUUGAAGAGAAGAAAUAAAGUAUAUGAGAUGUAUACCUA